Messenger RNA from Rhipicephalus microplus (southern cattle tick), 3665 nucleotides. RefSeq names its product methionine synthase-like. The record is from RefSeq and is a predicted model, not a curated record. Gene Ontology annotation, biological process: tetrahydrofolate metabolic process; homocysteine metabolic process. Lineage: Eukaryota; Metazoa; Arthropoda; Arachnida; Ixodida; Ixodidae. Gene Ontology annotation, molecular function: methionine synthase activity; zinc ion binding; cobalamin binding. Gene Ontology annotation, cellular component: cytosol.
ACACAAUGAGAGCACACAGAACGACUAUGAUCAAGGGUGUUCUGGAAGAACGAGUCAUGAUCCUGGACGGUGCGAUGGGCACGAUGAUUCAGCAGUUCGGCCUGGACGAGGCGUCGUACCGAGGAUCGGAGUUCGCCCACCACGGCAGGCCUCUGCAAGGCAACAAUGACCUGCUCAACCUGACCAGACCGGACAUUGUUAUGGAGAUACACAAGCGCUACCUGGAAGCUGGAGCCGACUUCGUGGAAACGAACACUUUCACUUCGACAGCUGUAGCCCAAGCCGAUUACGGACUGAGCCAUCUGGCUUACCGUCUUAACCUGGAAGGCGCCAGGCUAGCCCGCCAAGCUUGCCAGCAAGUAGAAGCCCAAACAGGCAUUCCGAGGUUCGUGUGCGGGGCGCUGGGACCGACCAACCGGACGCUGUCAAUAUCGCCGUAUGUUGACAGACCGCAUGAACGCAAUGUAUCUUUCGACGAACUAAGCGCCGCCUACGGGGAACAAGUGCGCGGUCUCGUCGGUGGUGGCGUGGACGUGCUUCUUGUCGAAACUGUCUUCGACACUGCCAACUGCAAGGCAGCAUUGGUGGCGAUACAAGAAUACUUCGAAGCAUCCGGAGAGAGCCUCCCUGUCUUUAUUUCAGGGACUAUCGUCGACAAAAGUGGACGAAAUCUGUCGGGACAAACUUGCGAGGCAUUCAUUCUGAGCGUCAGCCACGUAAGGCCGCUCUGCAUCGGCCUCAACUGCGCCCUCGGAGCCACUGAAAUGCGACCGUACUUGAAAGACACGUCUGUUUUCACUGAUGCAUAUGUGAUCUGCUACCCUAACGCUGGAUUGCCUAACGAGUUUGGCGAGUAUGACGAGACUCCAGAAGCCAUGGCAGACAGAAUUAAGGAGUUUGCCGAGAGCGGUUUGGUGAACGUAGUAGGCGGCUGCUGUGGGACGACGCCGGAACAUGUCCGCGCCAUUGCGGAUGCCGUGAGAGGUUUGAAACCGAGGCCGCCACCCGUGGCGGUCAGAAGAGGUUGCCUCAGUCUUUCCGGACUCGAAGCGGUGGUAAUCACGUCGGAGACGCUGUUUGUGAACGUCGGCGAACGCUGCAACAUAGCCGGAUCUCGAAGGUUUGCCGAGAUGCUCCGACAGGGGAAAUACCAGGAUGCCCUACAAGUGGCAAAGGAGCAGGUGGAGAUGGGGGCGCAGAUAUUGGACAUCAACGUCGACGACGGAAUGAUUGACGGAGUGAACGCGAUGACGAAGUUUCUCAACUUGAUCGCCAGCGAGCCCGAAGUGUCCAAGGUUCCCAUCUGUAUCGACUCGUCGAACUUUGACGUGAUUCUGGCCGGCCUUAAGUGCACCCAGGGAAAAGGUAUCGUCAACUCUAUCAGCCUCAAAGAAGGCAGGGAGGUAUUUCUGAGGCAGGCACUCGCGAUAAAGAAGUUCGGCGCGGCGGUGGUUGUCAUGGCUUUCGACGAACUGGGUCAGGCGACGGAUGAGGACCGCAAAGUGGAGAUAUGCACGAGGUCGUACGAGAUCCUUGUUCGGGACGCAGGGUUGGAUCCCAGCGACGUCAUCUUCGACCCUAACAUCCUGACCGUCGCAACGGGCUUGUUGGAGCACGCCAAUUACGCGGUGGACUUCAUCAACGCCACCCGUCGAAUUAAAGCGACCCUGCCGGGAGUCAGAGUCAGCGGAGGAGUGUCCAACUUGUCUUUCGCGUUUCGUGGCCACGAUCGGAUUCGGGAAGCGAUGCACAGCGUCUUCCUUCUCCACGCUAUUGACGCUGGCAUGGACAUGGGUAUCGUCAAUGCCGGAUGUCUUCCCGUCUACGACACCAUAGACCCUGAGCUUCUCGAGCUCUGCGAAGCAGUCGUCAUGAACACGGACCCAGAAGCAACGGAGAAGCUUCUGGAAUACUCUAAGGGCUUGGACUCUCGCAUAGAAGAGGACGUGGAGGAAGCCCGGCAAAAGAAGGAUGCCUACCCACUCGCCCUAAAUCUCAUCGAGGGACCAUUAAUGACGGGCAUGAGCAUCGUUGGUGACCUAUUCGGCGAAGGAAAGAUGUUCCUGCCCCAAGUGAUCAAGUCAGCGCGGGUGAUGAAGAAGGCCGUCGCCUACCUAAUACCUUUUAUGGAGCGCGAGAAGGAGGAAGCAAGGAAGUCCUUAGGGAGCACGGCGACAAACCAGGUUAGCCACUCCGGUGUCGUUGUUCUGGCUACCGUCCGCGGUGACGUGCACGACAUCGGAAAGAACAUCGUGGCAGUCGUCUUGGGCUGCAAUAACUUCAAGGUUAUUGACCUCGGCGUCAUGGUCCCGUGCGAUAAGAUACUGGACGUCGUUCGAGAGGAAAAUGCCGACAUCCUAGGCCUAUCAGGUCUCAUCACCCCAUCCUUGAACGAAAUGAUUCACGUCGCAACGGAGAUGGAACGACAGAAGUUCUCCGUGCCGCUGCUCAUAGGAGGCGCCACGACAUCGAAGCGCCACACCGCUGUGAAGAUAGCGCCACGUUACCGCCAGCCGGUGAUCUACGUUCCCGACGCUUCGAAGAGUGUCGUUGUGUGCACUGCUCUGCUGGACGCCAAGAAAAAAAGUGUGCUUGUCGAAGACAUUGACGAGGAGUACGAGGAACUCAGAGAGGACUACAUGGACUCGCAAAGGGAAAGGAAAUACGUCUCUCUGGAAUAUGCCAGGCAGAACAAACUUCGGCUCAACUGGAACGCUGAUUUUAGCCCAACAAAGCCACAGUUCUUGGGUAACAAGAUUUUUCACGACGUCAACAUUGAGGAGCUGGUGCCUUACAUCGAUUGGAAACCGUUUUUCGACGUGUGGCAGCUGAAAGGGAAAUACCCGAACCAGCGGUACCCGAAAAUAUUUGAAGAUGAUCAUGUUGGCCAAGAAGCGAAAAGGUUGUUUGACGAAGCCAAUCAGAUGCUUGCGGAGAUCAUCGAUAGCCGAUUGCUUCAAGCGCGUGGUGUAGUCGGAUUUUACUCGGCCAACAGUGUUGGCGAUGAUAUCCAUCUCUACGCUGACGACGGUUUUCCCAGGAGACAUGUAGUUGGCACAUUGUAUGGGCUUCGGCAGCAGAUAAACCGUAGCAAGCCUUCGCCCUUCUACUGCCUGUCAGACUUUGUGGCACCCUUGGAGAGCGGCAUCCAAGACUUCGUGGGCCUCUUCGCGGUUUCCGCCGGAUUCGGAUGCGAGAAAGCCUGCGCUCGUUAUCGAGUGAAAAAUGACGACUUCAGAGUGAUCAUGGUAGAAGCCCUCGCUGACCGACUGGCAGAGGCAUUCGCCGAAAUGCUUCACGUCAUGGUCAGGAAACUCUACUGGGGCUACUCGCAGCACGAAUCUCUGGAGGGAGCGGAACUGCAUUCCGUCAAAUACAAGGGCAUCCGACCCGCGCCAGGGUAUCCCUGCCAACCGGACCACUCGGAGAAGCUGACGCUGUGGCGACUGAUGAACGUCCGCGAGGAGGUGGGCAUCGAGCUGACCGACACACUGGCCAUGCGUCCGGCCGCGUCCGUCUGCGGUCUCUACUUGGCGCAUCCUCAGGCCGCCUACUUUGCCGUGGGUCGCGUCACGCGCGAGCAGGUAGAAGACUACUCCAGAAGGAAAGGCACCACUUUUGAGGAAGUACAGAAAUGGCUGGGCCCUAUAUUGGACACAGAUUGA